Molecule: messenger RNA, 3508 nt
Organism: Limulus polyphemus (Atlantic horseshoe crab)
Lineage: Eukaryota; Metazoa; Arthropoda; Merostomata; Xiphosura; Limulidae
Product: cytochrome P450 4c3-like
Exons: 22
Coding region: 112-3273 (1053 amino acids)
Molecular function (GO): heme binding; monooxygenase activity; oxidoreductase activity, acting on paired donors, with incorporation or reduction of molecular oxygen
Source: RefSeq, a predicted model, not a curated record
GGUUACUAUUUAGCAACACUACAGUGUCGGUACUCAGCGAACGCGUACGUAACAUUGCUCUUGAAAUUUGUUAUUUAAAUUGUAAAGAAAUCAAAGUGAAACUCUAAGGCCAUGGAACAAGAACAAUCAUUGUUCCCGGUUGGUUUCAUUAAUCUUUUUCCCGGACACACUUGGAGAACGCUGGGCCUACUAACUCUUCUCGGAAUUAUUCUCCCGAUUGUGUUAAUCUAUCACAAGUACACACAAAAGGCUGGAAAAGUACUCAAAGUACCCGGAUCAUCUGCAAAUUCACUGAUCGUGGCUUUUACGCUUGUGUUUUCCUUCUUUCGAAACAAGUCAGUUGACAAAAAUGUUCUUUUUCUUCAAACGUUGUGUGGAGGUUGCUAUGUAUUUGACAAAUCAAGGAUAUGGAGGUUUUUCAUGGGACUUCGGCCAGUGGCUUUGUUCUACAAGCCAGAAACUGUAGAGGCCAUUCUGAGCAGUAAUGUCAACGUGGAGAAGUCUUUCGACUACUCUUUUAUCCAUCCAUGGUUAAAGGAAGGACUGGUUACCAGUGGUGGGGCUAAAUGGAAGAGCCGAAGGAAGCUUCUUACGCCAGCUUUCCACUUUCGAAUCCUUGAAGACUUCAUUCCAGUUUUUGACGAGCAGUCCAAAAUAAUGGUGAGCAAGAUGAGGGAAAAAAUUGAUGAUGAAUAUAUGGAUAUUGUUCCUAUAUCAACCCUCUGUACCUUGGACAUCAUAUGUGAGACGGCCAUGGGAAUUCAUCUUGGAUCACAGGAAAAUAAGGAAUCAGAUUACGUAAAAUCAAUGCACAACGUUGCAGAGACGUUUAUUGCCCGAGUAGCGAAGCCAUGGUUUUGGCCAGAUUUUAUAUUUUAUAGAACACAGCUAGGUAAGAAGUUUCUGAAGAGUACUGAAACAAUGGACAAGUUUACACGUCAAGUUAUACGAGCACGGAAAUCAGAGAAGCUCAAACAGAAGGUGAUAGAAAAUGACGAAGAUAAUCAGCAGGAUGAAAUAGCGUCUGGCUACAGGAGGAAGAGACAGGCUUUCUUGGACUUGUUAUUGGAACAUCAUCUUAAAGACAACACCUUAACCGAGGAUGACAUGCAGGAAGAAGUAGACUCUUUUAUGUUUGCGGGCCAUGAUACAACGGCAGUAGGAAUCAGUUGGGCCAUAUAUGCUUUAGGUCUGUACCCUGACGUUCAGAGUAGGGUACAAGAAGAAGUUGAUUCCAUAUUUGGAGACGACAAGGACCGACCAAUCACAGCAGACGAUCUUAAACAAAUGAAGUACAUGGAGCUGGUUUUGAAGGAAACUCAACGUGUUUUUCCAUCAGCUCCAUUCAUAGCACGGGAUCUUGUUGAAGACUUAAAUGUCAAUGGAUACACAUUGCCCAAAGGGACUACCUGUAUUAUCCUAACUUAUAUGUUACAUCGAAAUGAAGAAGUUUUUCCUAACGCAGAAAAAUUUGAUCCAGAUCGUUUCUUGCCUGAGAACUGUAUAGGUCGUCAUGCUUUUGCCUAUACCCCUUUUUCUGGUGGCCCGAGAAACUGUAUAGGUCAGAAGUUUGCCUUUAUGGAAGAAAAGGUCAUGCUUGCGAAUGUGAUACGGAAUUUUCAUAUAAAGUCAUUGGAUCAGCGAGAUAAACUCCAUAUAAAGAUGGAGAUGGUACUGAGAUCCAAGAAUGGAUUACGAAUCCGCUUAGAAGAGAGAAACAAGAUAGUCACCAGGUGGUUACCUCUCUGUAUUGCUGUGUUGCUGCCUGUCAUUAUUGUCUUCAUUAAUCGUUAUAAAAGAUACUUGCAGAUGUGGAAGAUCCCUGGGCCCCAAUGUUGUCAUCCAAUCCUAGGGAACGCAAAUAUUGUACCAAGUUUCUACAGGUUUCAAGGAGUAGCUCCGCACGUAUUGCUAUUCCAGACCCUCUGCGCCUUCGCUCAUCUAUUUGAUAAAGAAAGGUUUUUCCGCUUUUGGAUUGGAAUGCGAUUUGUUGUAGCUUUUUACAAACCGGAAACCGUUGAGGUGAUUCUCAGUAGUCCGACGAUCAUAGACAAAGCUGAUGAGUAUUCUAUGCUACAUCCAUGGCUAGGGUCUGGGUUGCUGACAAGUUCCGGAAAUAAGUGGAAAGCAAGACGGAAGAUGUUGACUCCUGCUUUUCAUUUCCGAAUCCUAGAAGAUUUCCUGCAUGUUUUUAAUGAAAAGAGUGAUAUUUUGGUGGAAAAGUUAAAAGAGGCUCAAACAUACAAAUGGGUGUACAUGGAACAUUUCAUUACACUCUGCACCUUAGACUCAAUUUGCGAAAGUGCUAUGGGAAUAAAGAUUCAUGCACAAAGCAGUAAAGAUUCGCCGUAUGUGAAGGCUGUAUACGAGGUUGGUGAAAUGUUCAUGGCUCGCAUGAUGAGACCGUGGCUUUGGCCUACGAUUUUCUUCUCAUUAUCUUCAUACGGACGCCGUUUUUAUAAAAGUUUAACAGAUCUUCAUAAUUUUACUAGAUGGGUUAUUAGUAACCGCAAGGCCAAGAUGUUAAACAGCCAAGCAGCCAAUGAAAAAGAAGAGAACACUGGUGAAAAUGGCGUGGGAAAAUCGAAAAGGCGACAGGCAUUUUUAGAUCUUUUAAUUAAUCACCACUUAAAUGAUCCGAGCCUUUCUUUAGAAGAUAUUCGUGAAGAGGUAGACACAUUCAUGUUUGAGGGACACGACACAACUGCUAUGGGAAUAAGUUGGACACUAUAUCUCAUUGGUUUGGAUCGUACUAUUCAACAGAAGAUACAAUAUGAGAUAGACUCAAUCUUUGGUGACGAUAAGAAAAGACCAGUCACCAUCGAGGACAUUAAGAAAAUGAAGUACUUGGAUUGUGCAUUGAAAGAAGGCCUGCGUCUCUUCCCAUCAGUUCCUUUCAUUGGGAGAAUGCUUAAAGAAGACAUUGUUGUCAAUGGACACACUAUACCACAAGGAACCACGUGCUUUAUAUUUACGUUCAUGCUGCACAGAAACCCGGAAGUUUUUCCAAACCCGGAAGUUUUCGACCCGGAUCGUUUUCUACCAGAAAAUGUAGCAGGGCGUCAUCCUUACGCCUACAUUCCCUUUUCCGCUGGGCCUAGAAAUUGCAUUGGUCAGAAGUUCGCAAUGAUGGAGCAGAAAGUUUUAAUUGCGAAUAUUCUUCGAAACUUCAAUCUGACGUCACUAGAUCCUAGAGACAAGAUACAUCUUAUUGCUGAAAUGGUGGUCCGACCGAAACAAGGGUUACGGAUGCAAAUAACGCCUCGAUGUUGAAUUUUGCUCCAUGACAACAAAAAUCUCGUAACAUUUCUUUUCCUUGGUGCAAUGUAUUCAGCUUUCAUCUGUUAGACGCACGUGUUUUGGUACAGGCUUGAAGAAAUCACCUAUAGAAACGUGAGUCUAAAAGGCAGAAGCACGAUGGAUCAUAGAUUACAAACUUCACAAAUUUCUUAUAUAAACUCAAAUGCGUUUUUGGAGUAAUACUGUUGCUAUGAUAUGCACAUAUGUA